AUGCCCGCGCGCCUCUCGAGCGGCGCCUCCCGCGGGGCGGCCUGGGACCGCGACGCUCUCGUGUCAGCUGCCCGCCACAGCACAUGUGUGGUCCUCGACCAGUGCCGGUGCGACCUCACUCAGCGACUAGGGCGUGCCCUCGAUGAGGAGGAUGCAGUCAUGCUGCUGCGCUCGUCCUCCUACUUUGAGCGCUCGCCAGCGUUGCUGGCUGCGACUGAGGCGCGGCGCGAUGCGCUCGAGGCAUCGGUGGCGGACCUGCUCGGCACCGCGUGGCGAGGCAUCGAGAGCCUCCUCCACGACUCGCUCUCCACCCUCGCAGAGCGAGUAGAGCACGCCGCGCGCGAGGAGCUCUCCGAGCGGGGAGCACGUCUCGAGGCGGGCAUCGAAUUGACGCGACGGACCGCCGAGCUACGCGAGCGGCAGGAAUGCGUGGUGACAGAGAUGUGA
Emiliania huxleyi CCMP1516 is the source of this 447-nucleotide messenger RNA. RefSeq lists its product as hypothetical. The record is from RefSeq and is a predicted model, not a curated record. The transcript has 2 exons. Bases 1 to 447 code for a protein of 148 amino acids. Lineage: Eukaryota; Haptophyta; Isochrysidales; Noelaerhabdaceae.